Messenger RNA from Geodia barretti, 915 nucleotides. The record is from the annotation of a GenBank genome assembly. NCBI's taxonomy places the organism in Eukaryota, Metazoa, Porifera, Demospongiae, Tetractinellida, Geodiidae.
AUGCGACUACUCUUCAUACCUCUGAUGGCCCUGAUUCUGGGAUCUCUAGCUUGCUCGUCCGCAGGGAACCCCAUAGUGUUCACCUCCGACAUCGACGGCAACCGCGAGAUAUUCUCCCUCGACCCCGAACAAGCCGAACUCGUCAACCUGACUAAGAGCGCCGGCAGCGAGUACGCGCCCUCCCUAUCUCCCGACGGCACGCGCCUCGCCUUCCUCUCCGGCAACGACGACCACAACAUACUGAACGUCAUAGCGCUUGAUGGGGAGUCAGGCAGCGCAACGGCAAUAAGCACCUUAGACGGCAAUCACCGCGACCACCGAUGGGCGCCCUCCGGUGAACGCCUCGCCUACCUCGUUCAGAACGGCGGCAACCCCUCGACCCACGUCGCGAAAUACGACGGCUCUGGCUCAAUGGAACUGACGACUAUCGUGGCUCAUGAGGGCAUCUACGUCCGCAACCCCGACGGCGUCAACGAAGUCCGCCUCACCGAUCAGCCCGACUACAGUCCCUGCUGGUCGCCAAACUCCCACAAGAUCGCCUUCAUCUCCGAGCGCGACGGCAACCCCGAAAUCUACGUCAUGAACUCCGACGCAACCGAGCUGAAGCGCAUCACCGAGACCAGUGGCACGGAAUUCAAUAUCGCCUGGUCCCCGGACGGCAGAAAGAUCGCCUACUCCUCCGACCAGGACGGCACCCCCGAAAUCUACGUCGUAGAUAUCCGCGACGGCGAAGUACAGCGGCUCACCCGCAACAGCGUCCGCGACGACCAGCCCGCCUGGUCCCGCGACGGCAAUCGCAUCGCCUUCGUCUCAUACCUCGACGGCGACGGCGAGAUUGUCAUGAUGGACGCCGACGGCAAAAACCAGCAGCGCCUCACCAACAACCACUACAACGACUACGCCCCCACCUGGUAA